This is a messenger RNA of Peromyscus maniculatus bairdii (prairie deer mouse), 1212 nucleotides long. The record is from RefSeq and is a predicted model, not a curated record. Lineage: Eukaryota; Metazoa; Chordata; Mammalia; Rodentia; Cricetidae.
UUCAGAUCUUUGCGCUCCCCAGCCCUCUGUCUACGCACUGCUCCGAGGGCCAGCGCCUCCACCCCUUCUGCAGCCAGCACCAUGCGCGAGAUCGUGCACAUCCAGGCGGGCCAGUGCGGCAACCAGAUCGGCGCUAAGGUGGGCGCGCCCCUGGGGAGGGAGUGGCCCGAGGUUAAUACCCGAAAGCCAAUAUGCCAGAGUGGUGCAGGAAAUAACUGGGCCAAGGGCCACUACACGGAGGGUGCUGAGCUGGUGGACUCCGUCCUGGAUGUAGUGAGGAAGGAGUCUGAAAGCUGUGACUGUCUCCAGGGCUUCCAGCUGACCCACUCACUGGGGGGAGGCACUGGCUCAGGCAUGGGGACCCUGCUCAUCAGCAAGAUCCGAGAGGAGUACCCAGACCGCAUCAUGAACACCUUCAGUGUCAUGCCCUCACCCAAGGUCUCUGACACUGUGGUGGAGCCCUAUAAUGCCACCCUCUCUGUGCACCAGCUGGUAGAGAACACAGAUGAAACCUAUUGCAUUGACAACGAGGCCCUGUAUGACAUCUGCUUCCGCACCCUCAAGCUGACCACACCCACAUAUGGCGACCUCAACCACCUGGUGUCAGCCACCAUGAGUGGGGUGACCACCUGCCUGCGUUUCCCAGGCCAGCUGAAUGCAGAUCUGCGCAAGCUGGCUGUGAACAUGGUGCCCUUCCCACGCCUGCACUUCUUCAUGCCAGGCUUCGCACCUCUGACCAGCAGGGGCAGCCAGCAGUACAGAGCCCUGACAGUGCCUGAGCUCACUCAGCAGAUGUUCGACUCCAAGAAUAUGAUGGCCGCCUGUGACCCGCGCCAUGGCCGCUACCUGACCGUGGCCGCCAUCUUCCGGGGCCGCAUGUCCAUGAAGGAGGUGGAUGAGCAGAUGCUCAACGUGCAGAACAAGAACAGCAGCUACUUCGUGGAGUGGAUCCCCAACAACGUGAAGACGGCCGUGUGUGACAUCCCCCCUCGAGGCCUCAAGAUGUCAGCCACCUUCAUUGGCAACAGCACUGCCAUCCAGGAGCUGUUUAAGCGCAUCUCGGAGCAGUUCACUGCCAUGUUCCGGCGCAAGGCCUUCCUGCACUGGUACACGGGUGAAGGCAUGGACGAGAUGGAGUUCACCGAGGCUGAGAGCAACAUGAAUGACCUGGUGUCUGAAUACCAGCAGUACCAGGAUCAAUUAAAACUAUAA